AUGACGAGGAGUGGUAAAACCACGGGACUUGACAAAUCGGACUCACCACCGAUCACAGAGACGGUCCAAACUACCGCUUCGGACGAGGUGCACGCUAGGCGAGUCCCAGCAAGUACAACACAGUUCCAAGAGCCAGUUAAAGAUUUCAUUCCUCCUAUUCCAUAUCCGAGCAGACUGAAGAAGCAGAAGAACGAUGAACAACAUGGUAAGUUUUUAGAGAUGUUUAAACAAUUACACAUAAACAUACCAUUUGUUGAGGCGUUGGCUCAAAUGCCUAAAUACGCAAGCUCUCGUUUCCAAGGCACUAUUGAAGAAAUUGAUACGGACACACAUCUGUUGUGUGAGAACCAAAAUGGCGUUUCGCAGGAGGGCCACAAAGAUGAGCAGCCGGUUUGCCAAAUCGGUAAUGAUGGUUCCCAAGGUCCAGAUCAAUUUGUGGAGAUUGACCGUGAAAUUGAAGAAAAAUCAAAACCGUCGGUUGAAGAUCCACCGUCUUUGGAGUUAAAAGAACUCCCACCGCAUCUCGAAUAUGCAUUUCUAGACGAGGAGCGUCGCUUGCCAGUUAUCAUUUCAGCAUCUUUAGCAAAAGAGGAAAAGAGACAGCUUCUCGAAGUUCUAACGCUCCACAAGAAAGCCAUGGCAUGGAAGAUUAUGGAUAUCAAAGGCAUUAAUCCUUCUUUUUGUACUCGUAAGAUUCUAAUGGAAGACGAUUACAAACCUAGUGCACAGCAUCAAAGGCGUUUGAAUCAGAAUAUGCAAGACGUGGUGAAGAAAGAAGUAAUUAAGUUGUUAAAUUCAGGGCUGAUUUAUCCUAUAUCUGAUUCUGUUUGGGUGAGUCCAGUGCAAGUAGUACCCAAGAAAGGUGGUAUUACUGUAGUUCCAAACGAUAGAAAUGAACUUAAUCCUACCCGUACCGUCACCGGAUGGCGAGUUUGCAUCGAUUACCGCAAACUCAACGAUGACACCCAUAAGGACCACUUCCUGCUUCCAUUCAUCGACCAAAUGUUGGAACGUCUGUCGAUGAAGUCAUUUUUCUGUAUUCUGGAUGGGUUCUCUGGAUAUUUUCAAAUUCCUAUCGCUCCUGUGGAUCAGGAGAAGACUACUUUCACAUGUCCUUUCGACACAUUCUCCUACCGGCGUAUGCCUUUUGGGCUGUGUAAUGCGCCAGUCACAUUUUGUCACACCCCUUUCUAA
Messenger RNA from Helianthus annuus (common sunflower), 1194 nucleotides. RefSeq lists its product as uncharacterized. The record is from RefSeq and is a predicted model, not a curated record. The transcript has 2 exons. Lineage: Eukaryota; Viridiplantae; Streptophyta; Magnoliopsida; Asterales; Asteraceae. Bases 1 to 1194 code for a protein of 397 amino acids.